AACACUCCGGCCGGCUCGGUUUGCAAUUUCCCGAAUCCCGGGCGGGUGAAGAUGCGAAAGGGGAUCCAGAACCGAUCAGACCAGGAAGGCGGCGAUGGCGGACGAGAAGACGAAGGCGGCGGCGAGGGAUGAACUUGCGGAAUCAUUGGCGGACCUCUUCACCAACAUCUCCACGAUGGUCAAAGGCGAGCUCGAGGGAACAAAUAACCAGCUAUUGCUGCUGGAGAAAAUGAACCAGAAAGUGGCCGAGGAAUACAAUGGCUACGGAGACAUUGCAUCUGGUCUGAGAGUAUUCGUCGAACAGUUAAGUGCAAAAAACCAUGGUUUUGCAGAGUAUGUCCAACGAAUCGAGAAGAUAGAUCAGCAAGUAACUGAAUUUGAAACUGUCAUAUCGAUGCUUGAUAGAUACACCUCUUUGCUGGAAAGGAAAGUGCAAUCUGCUUGUCACAAAAUGCCUACUACAUGAAAAUUUGCUUGCAAAUCAACAAUUGUAUCCCUCCUGUAACAACACUCAAAUCAUUCGAAUGGAUGCUUGUUUUGUGACAUCCGCUUGUGAUCGUGUUGUUACGAUUGUCAUAUCUACCUCAAAGUUAUCAUCUGUGGAUUUACGACUUGUUUGUUUGCCGAAGAAUAAUUUAUUUGUGUUA
Messenger RNA from Zingiber officinale, 647 nucleotides. RefSeq names its product biogenesis of lysosome-related organelles complex 1 subunit 2-like. The coding region runs from base 95 to 466 and encodes 123 amino acids. The record is from RefSeq and is a predicted model, not a curated record. NCBI's taxonomy places the organism in Eukaryota, Viridiplantae, Streptophyta, Magnoliopsida, Zingiberales, Zingiberaceae. The transcript is spliced from 2 exons.